Messenger RNA from Pezoporus flaviventris, 1296 nucleotides. RefSeq names its product claudin 18 (gene CLDN18). The transcript has 5 exons. Gene Ontology annotation, molecular function: structural molecule activity. Gene Ontology annotation, biological process: bicellular tight junction assembly; cell adhesion. NCBI's taxonomy places the organism in Eukaryota, Metazoa, Chordata, Aves, Psittaciformes, Psittacidae. Gene Ontology annotation, cellular component: bicellular tight junction; plasma membrane. The record is from RefSeq and is a predicted model, not a curated record. Bases 149 to 931 code for a protein of 260 amino acids.
AAACACUUUGAGUAAACACACCGCUCAAUGGAAAGCAUCUGAUAAGACCUGCUGCGUUUCUGGUGGCUCAGUCAGGAGGACUUGGUGCUCCCAUUAGGUCUGCAGCUCCAUCAGGGCCGUCUCACCUCCUCUCCCCGAGGGACCCACCAUGUCCACGACCAUCUGCCAGGUGAUGGGGUUCAUCAUUUCGUCACUGGGUGUUGCGGGGUGCAUGGUGGCCACUGCCAUGGAUAUGUGGAGCACACAGGACUUGUAUGACAACCCGGUCACGGCUGUCUUCCAAUAUCAGGGACUGUGGAGGAGCUGCGUGCGGCAGAGCUCCGGCUUUACAGAGUGCCGGCCAUAUUUCACCAUUCUUGGGCUGCCAGCAAUGUUCCAGGCUGUGAGGGCCCUCAUGAUCGUGGGUAUUGUCCUGGGCAUCCUUGGCCUCCUUGUGUGCAUUUUUGCUCUGAAAUGCAUUCGUAUUGGCAACAUGGAGGAUUCUGCAAAAGCCAGCAUGACUCUGACCUCUGGCAUUAUGUUUAUUGUUGCUGGUCUUUGUGCCAUCACUGGAGUGUCCGUGUUUGCCAAUAUGCUGGUCACAAACUUCUGGAUGUCCACAGCCAACAUGUACCAAGGAAUGUAUCAGAAUGUCCAGAACAGGUAUACCUUUGGCUCAGCCCUCUUUGUUGGCUGGGUGGCAGGUGGUCUGGCCCUCGUAGGAGGCAUCAUGAUGUGCCUGGCUUGCAGAGGGCUGAUUCCAGAAGAAUCCCGUUACAAAGCGGUAUCCUACAAUGCUUCGGGACGGAAUAUCUCCUACAGAACGGGUCCGUAUAAGGUUGCUUCAGGGUAUGAGCCUGAAACAAAGACUAAAAAAGGUGCAGGAUAUGAAGAAGCUGCUCGAAGUGAGGAUGGAAGACGCUCAUACCCUUCAAAAUAUGACUAUGUCUAGUAGACUUUCUGGGCUUGAUUUGCGCUAUAUUUUAUAAAAUAUUUUUAACUUCAGAAGCAAAAAGUACAUGCAAACAAAACAGUUUGUAAAUAGGAUUGUGUUUUCUAUCACAUUUUCACUACUCUGGGGUUUUAUCCUAGCUUGUUAUGACUAUCUGUUUUAUUUGACUGUCUGCUAGUUUGCCUACCACAAGGAGGUCUAUAAAAAAAGUAAUGCCUUUUAAUGUUGUCAGAGUAGAACAGUUUGCUCGUAUUUUAUGUAUAAACUCUGAUAUCUGGUACCAGGAUUAUGCCUUGUGAUCUUUUCUGAUUCUUCUAAUAGGUUAAAAUUCCGAUUUAAUAAUAGCCCAGAUGUAAAAGUGAUGC